GAGAGCCCAUAGGUGGCGCCGUAACCUCCUUGCUGCCUAUUUCACAUGAGCAGAGAGGAAAGCAGUAAACACCUCAUGGUUUUCUGAACUACUUUGGGCCAGAGUCAUCGUUUGAAAGACAGGAUAACUAUCUGAAGUCCUCCCAUGUGUGUAGCAGUAAAGAGCACGACUUUAUCGAUGAAUUGUGCCAAUGACUGACUCACUAGCCACGUUAACCCGAAAGGCCUGCGAGCGUCGCCGUCAAAACUUUAAAGGAAAUCUUAGCUGCUGCAUACCGGUGCGAGUGGCCGGUAGAGAGCGGAUUUGUGCCUUCCUGCCGGCAAUGUAGAUGUGCGUCCGGAUGCUGCGUUACCAGAUCCCGGGCUUCGAGCUGCGGCUCCUGGGAGAGCUGCACAAACAGCAGAACAGCACUCUCUUCUGUGACACUCUGCUACAAACUGAGGGUGUCUCUGUCCCAACUCAUGGCUGUGUCCUGGCAGCUAUCAGCCCCUACCUGUGUCAAAGGCUGUCAGCGUCUCCGCCCCCCCCCAGCCGGCCAGCAGCGCCGACUCCAGCUUAAGGCUGUGAACGCCCAGACGCUGCUGAAGCUGGUCGGUCUCCUCUACUCCGGGAAGCUGGAGGUAAAAGGAAGUCUAGAGCAGAGGGAUGUGCUGGCUGCAGCCCACCUGCUUGGGAUCAGAGACCUUGCAGAAGAGUGGAGAGAGAGGUGGACUGAGAGAGACGUGGAUCAGCCGCAGCAGAGGUGCAGCAGGUGUAGGGAGAGAGACAUGAGCACCGAAGAGCAGAGAGCGAGGGACAAAAGUAGGAGAAGAGAUGCGCAAGUGCAGGCUGGAAUGGUGGGAAAGAGGGACACGGAAACUCAGGUUGAAAUGAGAGGUUGUGCAUCCAUGUGGACCCAAACUGUGGAAGUGGCCAAUUCUUUCACUCUCCCUUUCGGGAUUGAACCUCCAACCCCCAAACCUGUAUCCACUGUAGCUCAACGGCACGACAACAUCCACAUCACCUCUCCUCAACAUUCCCCUGACUGUGUAACAUCUCUUGCGUCUUCCCCAGUCCUCUCCAGCGAUGACAUAACCUCUCCCAUUUCCUCUAGCAAAUACUCCAAUUAUCCCAGAGCUCAGGAAGACAGCACAUGCCUGCAGUUAUCAGUUUUAGAGAACAGCACAGGGGUGUUUCCCAGUGGAAGCACAGGAAAUGAAGAUGAAAAUGAUGGCCAGACAGAUGAGAGGAGAAACAAAGGGGAGCAGUCGUUACAUGCCUUGAGAGAUGACACACGACUAGAGGAAAAAAGAGAGAAGCUGUUGGAGAUGAGGAGUAGCGGCAUGGGGGUAGAGAGCUUAGCCAAGAAGAAACCGAGGCAAAUGGUAGGGACUGCACAGAUCUCCAUCAAGGUGAAGCUGAAAAGGAUGACGACAGGAGAGGCGUGGCAGGUGGUCAGUAUGCAGGACACGAAUGAGACGUCUCCAGUCAACAAAGAGACGGUUCUAGCUGUCCUCAAACAGGAUGGCUCAAAACCCACAGUACCACAGAGAGACCUCACACAAGUUGAACCUCACCCCUCUACUUCCCACACAUGUCAAAUUCAUGAACCAGAGACCCCAGUCCCUGAGUCUGAUGCCACAAACGCCUCAAAACCUCCACCUGAGCCCAGCACUACCUCUGAGCCCCAGCCAACCUCCAGUGAUCCCUGCGUCUCAAAGCCGAACUGUGCCACCCAGUCCACCCUGCUUCCUCAGCUGCAGGGCUCUGUGGAGGAAUCUGAUGAGCAGAUAGAGAAGCUGCUGGAAGAUAUAAUGAUGAGCCUCAAUAUUCUGCCCACUGUGAACUUGGACAGAAACUGCAACAGUUCUGACCACCUUCAGCCGAGCCAUGAUGGGGCACCAGCCACCUGCCAGGUCCCGACUGAAGACUGUGAAGUAAGACAGAGUCAAAUGGAUACGACUGUCAACACGGCAGGCUGCGUCUAUUAUCAUGGUCUUGAGACAGGAAAUGGUGACACGUCGUCAACAAAUACAGGUGUCGGCCGUUCCUCUACAGAUCAGAACCUGCCCAAUCCCACUAGCAGUUCAUCACAGCCUGCUAUUCUGCUUAACCAGGAGCAACAACACUCUCCUCAGUGUCACUCAUCUAUCAGAUACGCAGGGCAAAGAGGUAGAAUGAGCUGCCAGGGUACGUCUCUAUGCAGAACUCAGGAUUGUCUCUACACUGAAGCACACAGAUCAAGAUCAGCUGGACCCAUGGUAUACCACUCCAUUGGACAGGAAUUACAUUAUCCAACGUGCCAGGAAUCAUCUUCACGAGAAGAGCAAUGCCUCCCAGAGUGCUUACCUCAGUCUCAUGGAAAUGAGGCACUGUCCUUCUCUGGUUCCUUGCCUUGCAUAGAGGAUUUGCGUCUUCCUAGAUGUCUUUCUCCAUUACAACCAUGUGCCUCAGCGGUAGAGCAUCAUCCUGUACCCAAAUACUUUGCAGACAAUUGUGAUAAAAUGCUGCCACAGUCACAGCUAAUGCGGCUAUCCUGGCUCUCGUCAAGCCCACGGGCACUUCAGUUUCCUCUGAGCACCAUGGUUCACAAAGAAAAGACAUAUCCACCUUUAUCACAGGAUACAAGAAACAGCUGCCUGUCAAAGCAAAGCCAGCAACAUAUUGAGUUGAAUCCAGGCAAUGUGGAAAGCUGCACUGAAUCCUGUAGUGAGAAUGAAGUAGAGGAGAAGAGAGUGAUCUCUGGUGCUACUCAAAAUGUGGGAAAAACGAAACCUGACUGUAAGAAGAUGAAGGAAAGUUUGAAGUCAAAGUGGAAACAAUUUACCAAUGCAAGACACACAUUGGCACCAAGAGAGAGGAAGAGGAAACGCACUAACUACUCCAGAGAUGCCGUCAGUCCUGUCCUGGGAUGCAAAGAAGUUAAAAUCAGUGAUGGGACAAAUAGCACUAUCAACUUGAGUGUUUGCUCAGUCAGCUUGUCAAGCAACAAUGUCUUGGCAAAGGACAGAGAAAUGGCCACCAACUCUGGUAACAUGCCCUCCAGUUUUGCUGAGGAACCAGAUAAACUCUCAACCAUGACAGAGAAUCUGAGAGAGAGUGCUAAAGACCUAAAGGCCCUUACAAAGUCCACGGUUGUGAAUGCUGACCAAACUCGGAUCAGAACUAGGAGUUUCAUGAGGAAAACUACAGAGACAACAAGAAAGAUCAGCUCAAGUGACGUGAGCGCAGAAAGUCCUGUAGCUCCAAGCCCCAUGGCCCAGAGUUGUGAGUUUGUGAGUGAAGUAGAAGUCCCCAGACGGAAGCGUGGAAGACCACCGAUGAUAAGGUUUGAAGAUCUUAGCCUCCCUGGUCAUGCUGUUCCCAUCACUGAUAACAAGAGCUAUAAUGAGGAAAGGAAGCAGAAAAUUUCUGAGUACAAGAGACCAAAGAAGCUGAAGGAGGACAAACCAAAGAAACAGAGAAAUAGGAAGAGGGAUAAAAGUGUAGAAGUGCAGGCAAUUCCAAGGAACAUGGCACAAGAUGCAUUCACUCCUGGCCAGACGUCAGCCUUGUGGGGGAUUCCAGCGCAAAGCCUUCAGGAAUCUUGUCAGGACACAAGUAGACCACAGCUAAAUGCAGAUUCGAAGCUGACCUUACAUCCAGAGUGUGCUGGUGAGGUUAACGCAGAUAAGGACACUGUCGUAAGUCCAGUGGACAAACUCAGGGCAACCAAAUCAACCAAACCAAGGGUUAGUCUGAAGGCGUUUCAGAAUCUUAUAAAACGCAGACACUUAAAGACAAAGAAUUCAAAGGAAAACGAGAACAAGAAAAAUUCUCAUGAAACUGCAAAAAAUUUACAAAGUGAACGCAGGGCUUGUGAUGAAACAGACAGCACUUACAAAGAAUUAGAAAAGGAUGUAGACAUUGCUCCGACUCAGUGCAGAGAUGGGAUUAAAACAUCUGAUGUCAACUGUGAUGUCGCAUUUGAUAAAAAUCAGAAUCAAGUCUUCAUAACUGAGACUCACGGAUCACAAAAAGAUGACAGACACACUCAGAUUAUCAAAGAGGGGCCCUGGAGGCAGGAGCAAAACAAGGUGACAAGUAAAUCUGAGAAAGAAAAUGAAAGCAGCACCAAUGAGCUGAAAGUCUUGGACACAGUGUCAGACACUUUAGAUAGAAAAUAUUCAACAUUAGAGGGGAUUAAGGAUUACCAGAUGACUGUCACAGAUAGCAGGCGUAAUGGAUAUAUGAGAAUGUCUCCUGUGAGAGCUACAGAGGAACUUGAAGAAGAGGGAUCCUGUGAACAGAGUGUGGCUGGGAAAGCAGACACUGAAGUGGACUUUUCCAGUGAGAAGUUUGCUCUCUUUCCUGAUGAGGACCAUUCAGUAUCUUACUUUCCAGAUCCUGGACAACUGAGUGAAAAAAUACCAGAGGAGGACAAUAUUGAUGUGGGGGAAGAAGAGGUGGCCAAGAUUGCAAAUGAGAGAGGUGUUGAGAAAGAGCGUUCACUGCAGAAUCCUAACACAGCAUUGCAGAUAAACAACGCAGAGUCGCCUGCAGUCACAGAUGAGGGCUUCACAAACAGUGACAGCAGCCUGCUACUGGAAAACAACAUGACGUCCCGGACUCCCCAGAGAAUUCAUCAACCCUGGCUGGACUUUUGGACGGUCAGCAUGAGCUCAGAGUGGGGACAGGAGGAUGAAGAGGAAAUGGAGGUGGACGUUCUGGUGUGCUCCCCAGAUAAAGUCCUUCAGACCAAAGAGUGUGGAGUGGGGUCCGACGUCAUGGUCCUGAGUCCAGAGGAGGAAGAGGAAGAGAUUGAUGUGACUGAGAUUGAUGUGACUGGAGAUUAGGCAGAGAAAAC
Molecule: messenger RNA, 4825 nt
Organism: Myripristis murdjan (pinecone soldierfish)
Lineage: Eukaryota; Metazoa; Chordata; Actinopteri; Holocentriformes; Holocentridae
Exons: 8
Coding region: 462-4814 (1450 amino acids)
Source: RefSeq, a predicted model, not a curated record